AUGAGCGACGUUGCAGAUCCAUCCUCUGCGACCGAUAGUGACGCUUCCGGGGUGUCUUUCCGGCCUGACUUCGAUGCGACCGAUGACUCCGAUUCUGGGGAAGCCUCAAAUUCAUCCGAGCUAACAACUCCGGAGCCCACCAGUCUUCCUGAGCAUCGUAGCGGGCCUUCACCCCGCCUAAAACGACCCAUGCGCCGCCUAGCGGACGCUGGUGUUCUGCCCGAUUUCAGUGAUGACCCGAAUGACGACACAAACGAGGACCUUGUAAACGUACCCCUUGAUUAUAGGCACUCGGAAAAAACCAAGCCUGGUGCGCUUUUGAAAUGGGAUGACCUGGAGGAGGCACUACGCGAGGUUACCCCUAAUGACGUGCAUCAAUUUUUCAACUACUACAUGAAGCUAAAGUAUGGCGAAAACGUUCAUCAUCUGAAGGGAACAUCGAAAGCUAGCGCCCUGAAAGCUGAUUGGAAAGGAUUUCGGGGUUACUAUCGAAGAAUCACAUGGACUAGGAUAACAGCUGAAUAUAGCGAAGAGAUUAAUACGGAGCCGGUAUACAUCCAAGAAUUGACUAAAUUAAACAAGACGAUUCUCCGAACUCAGGAAAGGCGAUUUCAUUUUAGAUACGAACGAAUCCAGCUCUAUCUCUUCAACAUACUCAGUUUUUACUAUAAACUGGCUACAUGCUCUUCUUUCGCUAUAAUUCAAACAUUUAAAUUUCUCUAUAUAAGAUAA
Messenger RNA from Penicillium longicatenatum, 732 nucleotides. RefSeq lists its product as uncharacterized. The record is from RefSeq and is a predicted model, not a curated record. Lineage: Eukaryota; Fungi; Ascomycota; Eurotiomycetes; Eurotiales; Aspergillaceae. The transcript has 3 exons. Bases 1 to 732 code for a protein of 243 amino acids.